ACGCCGUUUCCAAACACCCGCCCACCAACGUGAUUAACGGGCCGUCGGUGGAGCCGCAACCGCUCACUAUAAUAGAAACGGGAUCGGCGGCACGGCCGGAUUCUCCAUCAAUGGCGUCGCUGCGCACCGGCGCUUGCGGGCAGGCGAUAUUGCGUGGAGGAGCCCAGACGUCGCGCUGUGUGUGUGUGUGUGUGUGUGUGUGAGUGAGUGUUUGAUAGCCCCCCCGUCAGGCCCGUAGAUGAAACGGCUUGGCGGUCCGAGGCCCGUGUCACCGGGUUUCCAGACAAACGACGAGGCUACUGCGUGCCGCUCUGCCGCGCCUUUGUCCUUGCCGCGUGCCGCUGCCGCCGUGUGCCUGUCGUGCGGCUGCGUCUUUUCGCUUCUUGUCUUGUCUUUCCAGUCUUGGUGGUCGGCGUGCGGCUCAUCGCGGCUCCUCCAGUGCCCCUUACCCCUCCCUUCCGCGCCGAGCCUCCGACGACUCCAACGCUUCCAUCCCUGCGCUUACUCUGCACGUCGCUACCUAUAUGCCUCGCUGGCCGGCGACCGGCGCCAAGGGGGCAUUGGGGGCGGCGAAAAGAACGCACGCAGCCAGCAAACACACAGAGGGCAAGCAGAAACGGGCUGCCAUUGCCGCCACUGCUACCGCGCAGGCAGCGAGCGGUGCGUGCAGCACGUGCAGCGCGAGCCGACACGGGAGAUGCAUAAGCAGGUAUCCCAGCACGGCCGGAAACGGAAAUGACCUUGGGGGGUUAGGACGAAAUCGCCACUGUUUGUUUCGUUUCUACGAGAGCUGGGUGCUCGAGCUGUCUUGUGCUGUGCUGUGCUGUGGGUCUUGUCGGCUUGUCUGCUUGCGACAGCGGCCCGUG
Molecule: messenger RNA, 866 nt
Organism: Aplosporella prunicola CBS 121167
Lineage: Eukaryota; Fungi; Ascomycota; Dothideomycetes; Botryosphaeriales; Aplosporellaceae
Exons: 1
Coding region: 239-739 (166 amino acids)
Source: RefSeq, a predicted model, not a curated record